CUCGCCACCCUACCCCCCCCCUCGUAUUCCCCAACCUCCCCCUCUCAACAUCCCAGGCCUCCCGACCAUCCACUUCGCCGACCUGCCUCUCGACGACAUCAACCCGAUCUCCGCCGACACCUGGAUCAUGGAGGACACCGGCGCCGGGGCUCUCGCUGGACCCCUGGGCGGCCUGCUCAUCGGCGGCCUCAUCGCUAUCAAUGUGGGCGCCAUCGCCGGCUACAUCGUCGACAAAUCCGGUGUUCUCAGCAGGAAGGAAAGGCAGGCAGGAGAUGCCUCUCAGUUGGCGGAGACUGAAUCCUACAUCCUGUCCGCCGUCAGUCAGGUAGACACCCACGGUUGUAUCCUGAAGCUGCUGUGUCUGCUGGAGGCGGAGAAGGCGUCGGAGGAGAAGCUCACGGAGGAGGAAAAACUCUUCGUGGAUUUUCUCUCGAACAAAAUGCCUCUUUUCUCCCAGGAGGCCAAUGCAACGGCCCUCAUUUCCGAGGAACAAGACCCCGGUCGAUCCCACAGCGAGGAGGAAUGCACUGCGCUCUUUAGUAAUUGUCCCGUUGGGGGCCAGCUGCUCAGGAGGCUCCUCGGUGUCGUGUGGGGCUUCGGUAUCAGCUCGAUCUGAGUUCCAAGCGUCGUUAUCCUGCAUCAAACUGGACCCAAAAUUCGCCCUCUGACAUUUUCCGAGCUCAGGCUUCAUAUCAUAAUAGGACUUGGGGUUCACUUCCAUAUUGAUGAAUGUUGCGAAAAUAGUUCUUUUCGUGGCCCUGUGAAAAAGAUAUUCCAUAUUUCCUAUUCCGGUGUCUCUUUGUCCUGGCCACGCGGGGAAUAUUACAACAUUAUCACGGAAUACACUUUGCAAGAUGUACUGAUAGUAUUUAUUGUCGUAUUUAUUUAUUUAUUUAUUUCUACCUCUGUAUAAUAAGAAAAUCCUUUGCCCUACAUUAUACUAACCCAUCGUGCUGGUCACUCUAGACACAUUGCUGUAGGAGGAAUACAUUAACUAAGAUGACUGUGGCAUAAAUGAAAAACUUGACUUUGUAUGUGACUUUAUAUAUAUGCUACAAUUGAACUGAAUAUUGAAUGUUUGUGUAACAUCUGUUCGAAGUUUUUUUCUUCCAGAAUGAGUGGCAUAUUUCUUGGUUCAUCACUGUUAUAUUUUCAAGAAUAAACCAAA
Penaeus vannamei (Pacific white shrimp) is the source of this 1168-nucleotide messenger RNA. RefSeq lists its product as uncharacterized. The record is from RefSeq and is a predicted model, not a curated record. Lineage: Eukaryota; Metazoa; Arthropoda; Malacostraca; Decapoda; Penaeidae.